AACACAGAUUCUGAUUGCAUCAACGAUCACGUCUUAAUUUUUGUUUGUUGAAAAUUCGCUUUUAAAAUGAAGUGUCUAUAAAAUUCGCUCAGUAUUAUGAUUAUAAGUAUAAUUCUUUUUCAAAAAAAAAAGAAAAAAAAUGCUCGACUCGUGUUUUACUAAAGUUUGACAAUUUGGACCGUUGAAGCGUUGCCAUCAUUCGUUUGAGGGGGAUGUAAAUAUUGAUUUUUCCCACCGAGACAGUGAAAUCCCGACGAAUAUGAAUAGCUAUGCAGACAUGAGUAGCUAGUGUAAAUCAAGUGUGAACGAAUGCAUUCUCGAAAUUGAUGGCAAGCAAUCGUGUUUUUAACAGUGAUAAGAUUGUCUGUAAUGACUCGUCUUUGGAAAACGAAUUGAUAACAUAUGUGAUAAGUUCCAAAAGAGAAGCAAACGAAAGGGAAAAACAACCAAAUGAAUUUAGAAUUUAAUUUCAAAAAAUGGCGGUGAAUAUGCUAAACAAUACACAAACAGAUACAGAUGCAAACGAGAUAAAUUUUACCGCUUUCACUGAUCUUUGUCGAUUCUGUUCGCUCCGUCACGGGGCUAAAAUCAAUUUAUUCGAUAAGGAAGCCGAACAACGACAAAUUCUGUAUAAAGUGCGCUCAUUCCUUCCCGUAGCGAUAUCGAAAGACGAUUUUCUGCCAAAAAAGAUUUGUGAACGGUGCAUACUGCGAUUGGAACAAUUUUAUGAGUGGAAAGCAAUAUGUGUGCAGAGCGAUACAGUUCUUCGAAACUAUUCUGAUUCAAUGCGAGCCGUUACAGCGACAAUCAACUUUCAGGACGGAACAGUGAACGUAGAUAAAAUGACAACCGAACAAAAGAAUUCAUAUUUGGAAGCACAUAUGGAGGUGCAACAGCACAUGCAUCAGGUUUCGAUGCAAUUAAAUAAGCAAGCACAGAAUCAUUCCACGUCUAAUAAUCAAAAUAUGGUAAAUAAUCAAAGUCACAGUGCAUCGCAUCAAAGCAGUUCCGUUAAUAUUCCAAAUCCGUAUUUGAACUCGAACCCAAUCAAGGGACCGUCGACCACCUCAUCGUCGGGCGUCGAAAACACAUUUACCGUUCCUGACGAUGUUGGCAUGGGGUAUGAAAGUGGCGUUCGUGUCCUGCAAAGUUUAGGCAAUUGGUCACCCGAUAUCCCACCAAACGUUCCACGACCAAAUCUAAUCCCAUUCAUUGAACCGUAUAUUGAAGGUGGAUCAAUGCAUCCGGCUAGCAGGCUUAAAGCACUGCAACAAGUUCAACAAGCAUCGCAAAAUACACGGAAACCAUCCAAAACGUCAUCAAAUAAAGCAUUUGAAUGCACAGUCUGUGGCAAAGCACUGGCUCGAAAAGACAAAUUAACAAUCCAUAUGAGAAUCCAUACCGGCGAAAAACCAUAUAUCUGCGAGGUGUGCGAUAAAGCGUUUGCACGUCGCGACAAGUUAGUUAUUCACAUGAACAAAUUCAAACAUGUAACGCCGACCAAUAUAGCGCCGUUAGGGAAGCGGCUCAAUAACUUGAGUGCUGAAGAUAUAAAAAAGAAACCUGGAAACAAUGAGAAUAAACAGAACUUGAUGCAUUUGCAUCAAGAUUCUGCCGGGAAUAAUCUCUUGCACGGUGGCAUGCACAAUCAACAAUCACUAAACCAGCAAGCAAACAAUGGGUCUAUACAAGGUCAUGGUACAAAUCAGCCGCUAUCUUGGACAUGUGAAUUGUGCGGAAGAAUGUUCGGGACACGAGAUGAAUGGUCGAUCCAUGCAAAAAGCCAUUUAGAGUAUUGACAUGAGGGAAAAAGUAGCUCGAUAGCAGAAGCUACGAAAACAAAGACAUCAUCGAAUAUUAAGUGUGAAUUCAAUUCACCAGACGAUGCACGUGAACUUCCACAGACGCCAUCUUCAGCAGCUGGCUCCAAUAAUUCUCAAUCGCAAAAUAUUUCAAUUAUCCCAUUGAACACAACCAAUUACUGUUUCAUAUGCCAGAAAAACUUUUCAACAAGUUCGGAAUUCAUCGUUCACAUCCGUAGUCAUUUCAUUACCGAUCGAGUUGGAAAUCUGGUGGGCGAAGAAAUGACCUCAACUGAUCUAUUCAAUCGCAAUUCCAUGGAUUGUGCUUCGGAAGAAUUAUGGACCUAAAACACACAAGAUGCAUCGUAAUUCACAGUUGGAUUGUUUUUUUCCUCUUUUUCCCACAAUACAAUAUGUGAAUGGAUUGACACGAUGAUUUUGCGCUGAUGAGAAAAACAGUUUUACUUGACGAUAAUGAUAAGAAUGUCAAUAUAUGUAAUGGAAAUGAUUUCAGAUAAAAGAAAGUAGAGACAAAGAAAAAAAAAUCAAAAUAAGAUUACUAAUUUUAAAUUGAUGGUCGAUUUUUUGACGACGCUAAAAUUCCGAAAUUUACAUUUACUUUUUGAUGUGAUCAACUCGUAGUUAUUUUUACUUGUUUCACUGAUAAUGUCACCACAUCUAUUUCACGUCGAUAGAAAUGAUUAGAGUCUAAGUCCAAUUAAAUUUGCUAAAUAUCCUUCUCUGUCAACUGAUGACGAUGACUUUUUAUUUUCGUUUGAUCAACGAAACACAUUCAUUAUUGAAACAAUGUCAUUCGCAUGGUUUUUUUUAUUGAAAAUAUAUAGCAAUGUGCUUACAGGAAAAUUUCAUGCAAACAUUUCAAUUUAAUCCAUUUUUUUUUUAUGAGAAAAAUGUGAAAUAAAAAAAGAGGAAAAACAAA
This is a messenger RNA of Sitodiplosis mosellana (orange wheat blossom midge), 2742 nucleotides long. Its product is annotated as zinc finger protein 90 homolog. NCBI's taxonomy places the organism in Eukaryota, Metazoa, Arthropoda, Insecta, Diptera, Cecidomyiidae. The record is from RefSeq and is a predicted model, not a curated record. Gene Ontology annotation, molecular function: zinc ion binding; chromatin insulator sequence binding. Bases 477 to 1799 code for a protein of 440 amino acids. The transcript is spliced from 9 exons. Gene Ontology annotation, cellular component: nucleus; chromosome. Gene Ontology annotation, biological process: regulation of transcription by RNA polymerase II.